AUAGGCUUUGAGGCUUGAAGAGUUUGGUGUAACUGGAUCAGAUGCUGAAAAUGUAUGUUAUCUACAUGACGUGGCCGAUUCAACUAGGCUUGUGGAUGUGAUGCAAACCCGUAUUGGUGAAAAUGCGGUGGUCAUUGGUGGUGGCUACAAAACUGUUUAUGCAAAAAAAGUUCAUCAAAUGUGCUGAUAAUUAUGAGAAGAUCUUCUCGUACAUGAAGCCUAACAGCAUACUUGGACUUCCCCAUGGUUUUCUUCUUGGCCAUUUGCAAUCAAUUGGUCUUGAUUUCCCUAAGAAUGUCAGUGUCGUUGUUGUAUGUCCCAAAGGAAUGGGUCCAUCAGUUAGGAGGCUGUAUGUCCAAGGAAAGGAGAUCAAUGGAGCCGGUAUCAAUGCAAGUUUUGCUGUUCACCAGGAUGUUGAUGGUAGAGCCACUGAUGUUGCUCUUGGGUGGUCAGUUGCUCUUGGUUCACCAUUCACAUUUGCAACUACACUAGAGCAGGAGUACAAGAGUGAUAUAUUUGGGGAGAGAGUUACCGAGGUGCUUAUUAUCAAAAGUGUGACACACAGAGACUUCAACAAGAUGAUUGAUGUAAGUAGUGUUAUGCAGAUAUACUAA
This is a messenger RNA of Erigeron canadensis, 614 nucleotides long. Its product is annotated as ketol-acid reductoisomerase, chloroplastic-like. Gene Ontology annotation, cellular component: mitochondrion; chloroplast. The record is from RefSeq and is a predicted model, not a curated record. Bases 123 to 614 code for a protein of 163 amino acids. NCBI's taxonomy places the organism in Eukaryota, Viridiplantae, Streptophyta, Magnoliopsida, Asterales, Asteraceae. Gene Ontology annotation, biological process: L-valine biosynthetic process. The transcript has 4 exons. Gene Ontology annotation, molecular function: ketol-acid reductoisomerase activity.